This is a messenger RNA of Diaporthe amygdali, 978 nucleotides long. RefSeq names its product thioredoxin protein. Lineage: Eukaryota; Fungi; Ascomycota; Sordariomycetes; Diaporthales; Diaporthaceae. The transcript has 3 exons. The record is from RefSeq and is a predicted model, not a curated record. Gene Ontology annotation, molecular function: protein-disulfide reductase activity. The coding region runs from base 1 to 978 and encodes 325 amino acids.
AUGUCAUCCUCAGUAAAAAUCGAGUCCUCUGAGCAAUUCAGAGGCCUGCUCAAGAGCUCCAAGAUUGUCAUCGCAGACUUCUAUGCGGACUGGUGCGGACCAUGCAAAGCAAUCGCCCCCCUCUAUGAGCAACUUGCCGCUCGGAUAUCCAAGCCCGGUGUCGUCACUUUCGUCAAGGUGAACACGGAGACGCAGAAGGACAUCGCCGCCGCCUACCGAGUCACGAGCAUCCCCACAUUCAUCAUGUUCCGUGAUGGCAACAAAAUCGACGAAGUCAAGGGCGCGGACCCGAAGAAGCUACAGUCCAUCAUCGAGAAGCUGACCUCCGAGAUUCAGAACGUCGCCAGCGGUAGCGGCUCCGGCGGCAGCAGUAGUGCAAGCGGAAGCUCAGCCCUUGGCUGGCGAGGCGCCGAGCUCCCGAGGGGAUACUUGGACGUCACAGAUCAGAUCGAGGUGCAGAGGACGGAGCUGCUGAACUUCGAUGAGGACUUUGGCAGCGUGCGCACACUUCUCGACUCGUCGAAGCCAGGCGGUCUGAGCGGUGGCAAGAAGACGGAGAAGGAUUGGGUAGUCAGCGAUACGGACGAGCAGCUACUUCUCUUCGUGCCAUUCAUGUCCAUGCUGAAGCUGCACACUCUCCAAAUUACCUCCGUUCCGGACGAAGACGAGGACAUCAUGCGACCCAAAGUUGUCAAGCUCUUCACAAACAGACCACACAAUCUUGGAUUCGAGGAUGCCGAGGGCGAAGCCCCUACCCAGCUGAUCGAGCUCAGCGAGAAGGAUUGGAACGCCGAGGGAACAGCCAACAUCCCAUUGCGUUUCGUCAAGUUCCAGAAUAUCAACAGCCUAGUAUUGUUCGUCGAAUCUGGAGACGGAGAAGGGGAGAAGACUCGCAUCGAUCGCAUCAGGCUGAUUGGCGAGUCGGGCGAGAAACGCGACAUGGGUAAGCUCGAGAAGAUAGGAGACGAUGGUGCUUGA